Molecule: messenger RNA, 429 nt
Organism: Amoebophrya sp. A25
Lineage: Eukaryota; Dinophyceae; Syndiniales; Amoebophryaceae
Source: the annotation of a GenBank genome assembly
AGGUGUAGCGCCUACCACGGCAUCGCCUCCAAGAGACAACAAGAAAAUUGUUGGACAUCAAGAAGAUGACCCCACUGAAGCUGCCUUGGGUUCGCCGAAGCGAGUGUCGUUUAGCGUGCACGGGGAAGAGACGACGACAGCGAUUGAAGGUGGACCCUCAACACCUACAGCAGUGGAUUAUGGCUCUUACAACCUUUUGAUGCCCGAUGAUAUUGAGUCGUGGUGGACUCUUCUAGAAAAAAUUAUUUAGAUUUUACUAGAAAAAAUGUAGAAGAUCGUAGAAGAUCAUGUUCUUUAUCUUCAUUGCCUCCUAUCAUAUUGUCUCGACUUCAGUCUGGUUUAGAGAUUUUUUUCUGCGUUUGCGUCUCACCAACGCGACUUCAUCUUCUAAUUAGAAAAUGCGGUGGCGCUUGGGGCACGAUCGCCCCA